CCAAUCGUCUUCAAAAUUCCGUUUUCACUCUUUCGCUGCCGCUCAAAAUUUCGGAGAAAAUUCCUCUCCCGCUAAACCUUCUCUCUCUUCUCGAUUUCGGAUUUCCUCUCAAUUAUAUGCGUUCCUCUCGGUUCUAGAGUUCAUUUCCACGUCAAAGUUUGAUGUGCAUCUGAUGUAUACUAUGGAUCAACAUGUUAUGUUGCCGUUUCCUAACUCAUUCUUCUGCCACUGAUUGCUUUGCUGCUUUUUUUUCACUGCCUUCUGGGGUUCUUAAUUUUUUAUGGCGUACUAUGAACCUCCCUCAUUCUCUCUCGGCCUUGAUUUGGGUUUCGAUUUGAGCCCCCAAAUUCCUUUACCGGAUGAACCCUCUUCUAACUCUUCGGUGGGUGUCAAUAUUUCGUCCAAACAGGACGAUGGUGGGGUUGUGGAUUGCAUUGGAGAAAUUGGGCAAGUUUCGCCUAGAAAAUUUAAGCGGCUCAAACGUGGGCCAGCUCGUUGUUCUUCGGUAUCCAAGAAAAGGGAAUCAUCACCUUUGUUUUCUGUAGUCGAUGAUGACAUUGAACAGUUUUCAUCCCAAGAAGAUUGUGCUACAGUUUCAAGAGACCAUCAUCCAUCUUCACUCUUCCGAUCUGUCUGCAGUAGUUCAAAGGCUCCUUUACAUGUGAUCUUAACUCCUCCCACUUCCAGCCAGCUAAAGGCAAGGGAAGACAAACAGACUGUAGACGCCCCAACUUCUGUUGGUUUGGAAAAGCAAAAUAAGUCAUUGUUUUCUAAUUUAACCAUCAGUCCUCUUCGAAUGUUCCAGUUACUUGAAUCUGAUUCAGAUGAACCUUCUAGCUGUGACAAUCAAAGAAGAAAAGGGCCUGAGGUUGUUUCAUCUUUUAACAAGCAAAAGUCUACAGUUGGUCUCUCUGCAACUGUGGACGAGAAAAAGAAGAGCCUGACAGCGAGUAUUACUCAAAAUGAGGAUCUAUGGAAGGAUUUCUGUCAAACGAAAAGUUUUCAUUUGCCAACACCAGCCUUUGAUGAAGUCUGCCAAGAAUUUUCACAGUUGAAGCAGGAUAUUAAAGCAGCCACCAGAUUAGGAAGUAGUGCUCAUAUAAACUGCAUGGAUAGUCGUACCACCAAUAGUAGCUGCUCAAGUGAAAUGAUGGAUAAGCUCGGCUGUCCUGCUCAUGACUAUUUUUUUCAUGAAGAUCCAAGGAUUCAAAAGUUGGUUCGCAAUCGCUUACCAAACUUUUUGCCAUUGGGAGUUGAUGGCAACAGAGGAUCGGUGAUUGAUUAUAUGAGACAGUUUAGCAAUGGAGAGGCCUCAACUAGCCGACCUUCACAGGUUACUGUAAAGGAAAGUUCAAAAAGAUCGACAAAUAUGUCAAAAAGAUCUAAGAAUAUCGCUUCCAAAUGUUGGGCCAAUGAGAAAGCUGUUACACCAUCAAGCAGUAAAACAGCACCCAAAUGGGCAGCAACUCAAAAAAAGAAAAUUGGUAGCAGCUCUAGAAAUGCAAAAAGUAAACAAGGGGGCCCAAACUGUGAACUCUUGGAGGAUGCUGGAAACUGGAUUGAUCCAAAGAGCUCUUUUAGUCUUCCUAGAGACGCUGGAAAAAGAAGGGUCCAUGCAGGUGGGCAAUCAGCUGGUCACUGGUAUACAUCCCCAGAAGGGAAGAAGGUAUACGUCACUAAAAGUGGGGAAGAGUUGACCGGCCGAGCAGCAUAUAGAUUUUACAAAAAGGACACCGGAGGCUUUAAGAAAUCAAAAAAGAAAGCAACCAAGAAGAGGAAAUGAUAAAAGGAUACUGUGCAUGGCUACCAAAACUGCACAAAAGGAUCUUGACCCAGGUGAUUGAUGACCUCCAUGACUUUUCAAGCGCUAGGGUGCUUAUACGCCUUUCAAAGUCAUUUCAAAUAGACAUUUUCAUCAUUGGAAUUACUGUUGGUUGUUCCCUUAACAUCAUUGUUCAUAGUAUUAAUGUAACAACUCUGUCUAAUCUUAGACCAACUAAUCUGCCAGAGAACAUUCCAGAUUAUUUUCUUGAUUCUUUCACAUUAUGCAUCUGAAUGUUUGAGUGUAAAUACUAAAUCUUACUAAACCAAACUGUUGAAUUUAAGCUUCAAUUUUAAACGAUAGUCCUGCUAAACAA
Messenger RNA from Cucumis melo (muskmelon), 2138 nucleotides. RefSeq lists its product as uncharacterized. Bases 281 to 1783 code for a protein of 500 amino acids. NCBI's taxonomy places the organism in Eukaryota, Viridiplantae, Streptophyta, Magnoliopsida, Cucurbitales, Cucurbitaceae. The transcript has 5 exons. The record is from RefSeq and is a predicted model, not a curated record.